UUGUCCUACACGACGCCCCGUACCUUGAUUUUUCUGAAGCCGAAAAAUGGGUUCUCCAGACCCGCAGCCCCGUUUUGGACAGUCCGUUAAAGGUUUAUUGUCUGAGAAAGUGGGUUCUUGCAGUGGGGACGUGAUAGCCCUCACUCGCCAAGUUCUAAAGGGGUCCCGCAGCCAAGAGCUCCUUGGCCAGGCAGCACGGAACAUGGUACUGCAAGAAGAUGCGAUACUGCAUUCUGAGGAUAGUCUGAGGAAAAUGUCAAUUUUAACCACCCACUUGCAAUAUCAGCAAGAAGCUAUACAUAAAAAUGUGGAACACUCCAGAAAUCUUCAGGGCCAACUACAUCACUUACUGAAAUAAAUGCAAAGUUGUUAUUUGUGUGAUACUGGUGGCAGCGGUGUAGCAUAGCGGUCGGGGAACUGGGUUUGUAGCUCAAACGUACCUUGAGAAAGGUACUUAACUCGAAUUUCUUCAGUAAAACGUAUCCAGACUUAUAAAUGGAUUGCACAUAAAAACAUCUGUGUAGGUCGCUGUAAAUUUGAGUGUCUGUCGAAUGCUGAAAUGUAAUGUAAAUGUAAUGCAAUAUGAAUUUACCUUGCUGGCGACUACUUUGUUGUUUCAACAUGUACGAUGAACUGUAGACUCCACUUGAGUUCCCAGAUCUUGGAUUAGACGUUGUUGAGCAAAUGUUGUGGUAAAACAUUGUAUUUCAUUGUUUCUUUUUUUAUUUUUUUUUAAAGGCAAACGUAAAGCUUAUAUGAUGGGCAAGCGAUAGGCUUUGUGCCAAAGUGGAAAGUUCGGAGAUAAUUGUCUUGAUUGCAUAGAUCUGAUAAGCAUGUUUUUGAAUUACUGUAUCGUCUUAGCUAACCUCUGUCCAAUGGGGGGUCUUACUGCCUGAGAAAUAGAGGGGCUUAGAUUACAGUACUACGUUGUCACAGGUUUUUUUUUUUUUGUCAACAAACGCAGGCAGGCUAAUUAUAUUUUGCCAUACCUUUCUGAUUUCGAAUUCACACUGUAAAUGUCUGUAACUUUUGUGUUCUAAUGAAAUGUUGCAGUCCACCAAAUAUACUGGCUUGGUGUGAAAUAGAUGUGAAAUAAAAGUGUGUAACACUGAAA
Anguilla rostrata (American eel) is the source of this 1114-nucleotide messenger RNA. RefSeq names its product BLOC-1-related complex subunit 7-like. NCBI's taxonomy places the organism in Eukaryota, Metazoa, Chordata, Actinopteri, Anguilliformes, Anguillidae. The record is from RefSeq and is a predicted model, not a curated record. The transcript is spliced from 5 exons. Gene Ontology annotation, cellular component: BORC complex. The coding region runs from base 47 to 358 and encodes 103 amino acids.